Molecule: messenger RNA, 3181 nt
Organism: Cannabis sativa
Lineage: Eukaryota; Viridiplantae; Streptophyta; Magnoliopsida; Rosales; Cannabaceae
Exons: 2
Coding region: 305-2566 (753 amino acids)
Source: RefSeq, a predicted model, not a curated record
AAAAUAAAUAUUUUCCAGCCAAUUUUUCCUUUUUUCUUUAUUUGUUUGGGGCUCUGGAAUAUAUUCAAUUUCACACACAAACACACACAAAAAAACUGAGUUUUUUUUUUCUUUGUAUUUUCAUUUUGAUCGUAAUGACAGGAGAAACGGGUUCAGAAUUGUGAUUGAAAUUCAUCAGAGCCAUCUCUAAGAAUCAAAUUCUGGGCUUGCACAAGUAGAAAUUCAUUAAUGAUAUGGAGAUAACGGAGAUUAGCGAAUAUGGUAAUGGUGCUCAUUAGUUUUUGAUUGCGUGGCAGUUGCGAAAAUGGAAUGUAAUCGAGAGGCUGCCCUCAAGGCUAAAGAGUUGGCAGAGAAGAAAUUUGAGGAACAAGAUUUUUCUGGGGCAAAACGAUUUGCUAUAAAGGCUCAAAGCUUGAAUCCAGAGCUUGAUGGGAUUUCUCAAAUGAUAUCAACUCUUGAUGUCUACAUCUCUGCUGAGAAGAAAACAAAUGAGGAUGUGGAUUGCUACAGGGUCCUUGGUGUGGAUUCAUUGGCUGAUGUUACCACAAUCAGGAAUCGUUUCAAGAAAUUGGCGCUUGUCAUUCACCCUAGUAAAAACAAAUCUGUAGGAGCAGAUGGGGCUUUUAAAAUUCUGUAUGAAGCCUGGAGGUUGUUGUCUGAUAAGGAUCGCCGAAUUCUUUAUGACCAGAAGAGGAAUUUAAGGUGUAAGUCUGAAAAUGGCUUGGACCAGAGAACAUCAGUAUCUAAUGGAAAAAAUGGUUUCCAUAAUCAAUCUCAUGGAAAUGGUUCGCUCCAACAGGGUUUUAAAGGUGCUACUUAUUCUGGGUCUUCUCCAGCUUCCGCUGGUCCAGUGAAACCCUCAUUUUGGACUCUAUGCAAUGCUUGCAGGACGUACUUUGAGUACCAUAGAGUUCAUCUCAAUCACAAGGUUUCAUGUUCCAACUGCCGUCAACCCUUUUUUGCUAUCGAGAUACCUGCCCCACCAAUCAAUUUCAAUGAUGUAUCUAGUGAGUUUACCAUUAAGAAUUCUGUUUCAGCUCAAGUUGCAGGUGGUUUUCGUUCAAAAACUGAGAAAUCGAAGAGGAAGUAUGAAGGUACCUUGUUAGAUAGUAAGGAAGUAUUGAAUAAUGCAAGUGGUAGAUUGAAUACAACGCCCUCUGUUGUUGGUUUGAAUACUGGGUCUUCUGGUGUUGGUUUGAAUACUGUGUCUUCUGGUGUUGGUCUAGACAUCGAAUCCAAAGAAGAUAGGCUUCAUAAAAAAAGACGAAAGAGUGAGCAAAAGAUGGAAAAUUCUGUGGGAGUUGGAAAUGGGAAUGUACCUGGCAACUGUAAAACUAACCGCUUUAGGGAAUUUUCACUGCUUGAAAUGCGGAAUAUGCUUCAGGAGAAGGCUAAGACAGUGAUUAGAGAGAAGCUUAAUGAAUGGAGAAUGGCUGCUGCGUUGAAAGUCCAAAAUCAAUCGAAGGAAGUCAGGGAGAAUGAGAAAGGAAAGAAAGAAGCUAACAAACCUGUUGUAAAAGCUCAUAUGAGUAAAUGUGAUAAUAAGCAUGUAGAUCGCAAGAAGGAAGAGCACGCUGCAAGGACCUGCCUUGUGAAUUCUAAUGUGAGCUCUAAAACAAAUAGUCCUCCUCCAGUAACAAUGAGUGUUCCAGAUCCUGAUUUUUAUGAUUUUGACAAGAAUCGAACGGAAAGGUCAUUUGGCGAUAACCAGGUUUGGGCUGCAUAUGAUGAAGAUGAUGGGAUGCCUCGUUAUUAUGCAAUGGUUCAUCGUCUAAUAUCAACUGAACCCUUCAAAAUGAAGAUCAGUUGGCUUGCCUCCAAAGGCAACGGUGAACUGGCCCCAUUAAAUUGGAUUGCUUCUGGUUUUCCUAAAACUAGUGGGGAUUUCCGAAUAGGAAAGCAUGAAGUUUAUAGCUCUCUUAAUUCCUUCUCACACCAAGUUAAGUGGACUAAAGGCACAAGAGGAGGCAUUUUGAUUUAUCCUGCCAAGGGAGAUGUUUGGGCUCUGUAUAAGAACUGGUCCCCUGAUUGGAAUGCUCUUACUCCAGAUGAAGUCAUACACAAGUAUGACAUGAUGGAAGUACUUGAAGAUUACAACGAAGAGCGGGGUGUGACUGUUGUGCCACUUGUUAAAGUAGCUGGUUUCAAGACAGUGUUUCGCCGUCAUCAGGACCCAAGUAAAAUCAGGACAAUUCCCAGAGAACAGAUGUUUCGGUUUUCUCACCAGGUUCCUUCUUACUUGCUUACAGGUAAUGAAGGUCAGAAUGCUCCUAAAGACUGUUGGGAACUUGACCCUGCAUCUACACCUUUGGAGCUUCUUCAAGUAAUCUCUGACGAAAACAAUGGAGGAAUACCGGUGGAAAAUUUUGAAUACCCCAAAGUACAGGAACUAAUAGAGAAUGGGAAAACAAAUACUGAAAAGGGUCUGGCACUAGAUUCUGAAAAAGAAGUUGUAGCAGAUGUUUCAAAGGGGGAGGAGAAGGAAACCAUAGAAAACAAAUUGAAAGUAUACAAACGUAAAUGUAGACAGCAAAAGGGAAAGAAAAUACAUGAGAAUACUCUCUGAUUUCCAAUCUAGUAGAGGCUUGAUCAUACUGGAAGGGAUUUUUACUUGUUCAACUAUUCAUACAAAGCUCACAAAGUAUUCUAACAAGGUAUAACAGUUUUCUGUUUUUAGUUUAUUUGUUCUUCUUUGGUGUAUUGACAGUGGGAUCUAGUAGAGUUUGCAGACAGUUUCAGAAGGAACUUUUGCUUAAUUUCUCAGACACCCUUCUAAAGAAAUAAUUCCUUGCAGCUGGCCUAAUUUGAGGACCUUGGAGCUAGCUUCAUGGCUUAUUUUUUGUGCACCUCAUAAUCUUUUUCAUUGUUUUUUUUUUUUUUUUCAAUUUGAAGUAAACUACAUAUGUUAGACCUUGUUAGUUUCAUGCUUUUCUAUAGACUACAUCCCUGUGAUCAAUCUUAUUCAUUUUUUUUGGGAAUAUUUAGUUCUGAAUAGUGAAUCUUGUACAGACCACAGUAUUUUUUUGGAGAAGUAAGCUCUGUAGAUUGAGCCUAUUUUUCCAUAAAAAGUUUAAGUUAAAUGCCUUCCUUCUUCAUUCUGGUUCAUGUUUGUGUUUUAUAUAAUUGGAUUGGAUAUACAGGUAUUUGUAUUAGUUUUAGUCAAUAUAUUUUUAUUCAAUAA